AUGAAGUCGAGUAAUCAGCCUGGCUUUGAGAAACUGACGGAGACAGAAGACACAGUUGAGCUGGUUAAGCACUAUGUCUGUACCGUCUGCGGGAAGAACUUCCCUUCGGAAGGAAGGCUUGAAGCUCAUGCCAUGUUCCAUGAAUUCACAGAAGAGCACACAUGUCCGGUGUGUGGAGAAAGGCAGAGGAAUACUUUCAUGCUGACGAAACACAUGGCGAGACACGUCAGCAGGACUCAUAAGUGCACCAAGUACGACAAGGCGUACAAGACCAGAGGUGCGCUGUACAGACAUGAGCGUGAUAUGCAUGGUAAACCGGUGGUUAGGAAUCAUUCCUGUAGGAUAUGCUCCACACGAUUCGCCAAGAAGCUAGAGUGCUUGAAGCACGAGAUAACACACAAAGAGUUCAAGGACGUCGUAGACACACCUAAAAAGAGAGAUCGCAGAAUGAAACUAGAAGGUGAAAAAAGAACGAAGAAACAGACAGCGAAUAUUGAUGAAAAUAUUAAAAAUAUUAUUGGAAGUUCAAAUACUAUUAUUGAAAAAAGAGCCUCUCUACCUGAUGAAGAGGAAAUUCCAAAUGUAGGCAAUAAAACAAGAAUGCAAAGUGGAAGAUUAUCGAUGCAGUCUAGAAACAGGAAAGCCAAAAAUAAACCUCAGGAGCCCCAAGACAUGUUGGGUAAAGCGGCUGACUAUUACAUCAGGCCAAGACCUUUCAAAUGUCGCUACUGCACCAAGAGGUAUGUUGAUAAGACCAAAGCGUAUGAGCAUGAGAAGGAAGUCCAUGAAGGUAAAGGAACGUAUAAAUGCACAGAUUGCGGGAGGAUGUUCAUGAACGAAGCUCGUUUCCUGGAUCACGUCAAGAACCACGAGCAGCAUCGGUUGUACCGAUGUAACCUCUGUGCUCGAUCCUUUGCCUCAGAGACCGCUCUGAACAACCAUCAAGGAGAACACAACGGUCUGAAGCCUUUCAAGUGUGACCUCUGCGGACGUGGCUUCCGGGUCAAGAACGCUGUCUACCAGCACAAGAGACGGAUGCACCAGACACGCCCCUUACGCUUCUUCUGCCCUGUCUGCAACAAAGGGUUCUCAGAUAAAGGAGGCUUGACCAAGCAUGAGAGACGCCACAAGGGCAUCCGACCCUUCGUGUGCUUGCAGUGUGGCAAAGGGUUCACCGUGAAGCAUAGUUUACAGGUUCACAUGCAGAGUAUGCACGAGGAGAAGAGACCGUUCACAUGCCACAUCUGCUUGAAGACAUUCACAUUGAAUCAUAGCUUUACAUCUCACAUGUUCAGACACAAGGUACAGGGUGAGGAGCCUCCAGGACAGACUGACAUUCACCUUGAAUCAUAG
This is a messenger RNA of Strongylocentrotus purpuratus (purple sea urchin), 1353 nucleotides long. Its product is annotated as zinc finger protein 33A-like. Lineage: Eukaryota; Metazoa; Echinodermata; Echinoidea; Camarodonta; Strongylocentrotidae. The record is from RefSeq and is a predicted model, not a curated record. The transcript has a single exon. Gene Ontology annotation, molecular function: iron ion binding. The coding region runs from base 1 to 1353 and encodes 450 amino acids.